CUCUCACCCCAUCCUUUCAAGGUCGGCUGGUCCCUAUAUCCCAAAAAGAGGAGAUCCUUCGACUUCGAGAAGAAGAAAACGACAUCACUUCCUUGGAAAGCCAACCUUUGGGAGCUGGUUCUGGCUUUGCAGUAGCAUUCUGUGACCUCAGUAGCUGCCGGUAGAUUAACUCCGCUCUCACAAGCUACUAGCAUCAGCAUUCGCCAUGGCGAGCAGGACAGACCCUAGCCAUACCAACUUCACGGUAUUCAUUCGCUUGCCAUUCCCAAGGGGAGAUUUUGUUGAUCCGCCGCCCGUGGAAUGGAACGCGGUGAAAGAUCAGGCACUCUGGGAUAUUCUGUCCCGGCCAUCCAAGGGAGACGAUAUUGACUGGAAAGCCCUGGCAGAACACUUUGAUGUCACUUUACAAUUUUUACUCCAACAGGCUGCAUGGUUAUAUGAUAGGCAGCUUUCCCAGGUCCGAGCGCAAAUGCGGAGGGUACCCCCAGUCCAAUCGAGCUCGCCCUCGCCAGCACCCGGCUCCGUGUCAGGCAGUACAGCCUUGAGCGGACAGCCACAAAAAGGAGUUGCUGCUGGUGGAUCGCGAGCCCCUUCCCGACUCGUCUCCUACCAAAAGGAAAUUCCUCAACAGACACCCGGUGGUCGCCGCAGAAGCUCUACAUCCACGACUACCGUCAACCAAGUUCGCCACUCCCGGGACUCCUCCCGCAAUGAAACUCCCAUGGAAGGCAGAGAACAGCGCUGGGAGAACUUUGUACGACGACCAUCCAUUACAAGACGAGAACAGCCCCCGACAACAUCUUUCCUGCGGUCUCCAACUCUCGCAGAAGAGGACCUCAGCUCCAGCUCCACAGAAUCCGACUCGGAAGCAGAGUCUAGCCGGAGGGCACCUCGAUUCCGGAAUUUCGGUAAAUUCUCCACUCAGCGCCUUGGAAUGCAGGAAGACGCAGAUGAGGAUGAAGAAUAUACGCCUUCAUUUCUGCCCUUAUCUCGAGAGAAUGAUCAGACUCCCCGAGAUCGACCCGGCGAAGAGCUAAGCGCAACUCUACGCCUCAAUGCAGAACGAGCGGCGGCAGCGCGGCGACAAAUGGCCGAGCGGGUCGGCCAUCGACACCCUGUGGCUACAGAGUCAUCCGCAAGCUCUAUGAGCUCCGGUGCCCCAGCGAGCCUGACCAACAGUGAUAGUCGGCGCCUCGGUCAGCCCGCUUCUGCGUUGAGUCCCCAUCGCGCCGGGGAAGCCCCUCGCCAAAGCCCUCGCAAGUCGACUACAUCUGGACGAGAGGCCAGUGAUGGUACACCAAGCAUGGGAAGUAGUUUCAGUGACCUGGAUGACGCAAGCGUUACACAGUCUGCCUUGGAGGAGGCUCUUAUGAGCAAUAUGCAGCAUGGAGGGAUGGCUAGUCGCAUGAGUACGAUUAGCCAGGCUUUGCGUAGUCGUUACUUGCAGUGAAACGUCGCCUGUGCAGCUCCUGAUAGUAGUUGGGAGUGGCGUCACAGGGGCUCACUGGUUGUUGUACAUUUGCCAAUUCCUCUAUUAUCUUGAGCUCUCGGGACAAAUCAAAUCUUAUGGGUGUCUCCAAUGACAAUCUAGUAUAUAGAGCCCCGAGGCAUGUAAUUGUUCCUUAGACCAGCCCCAACGGCCAUAUUUCAAGACUACGUCCCGGACGUUGCAGUUUACACUCACAUAUCACCUUCAUCACCUCUGCCCUUCAAAACAUUUCCCACUCCCGCUUCCUUGCCUAAUCUCCGUCUGUCCGAAAGAGUGCUGCGAUGUACUCGGUACUGUACCUCCCCCGGCGAAAGCCACGUGACCCCAACGGAUGCGGAUGCCUCGGCCUCGGCGGUGCCCACCAGUCACUGCGCCAAUCGACCCGCCCGUUGAGCAAAGCGG
Penicillium brasilianum is the source of this 1891-nucleotide messenger RNA. The record is from the annotation of a GenBank genome assembly. NCBI's taxonomy places the organism in Eukaryota, Fungi, Ascomycota, Eurotiomycetes, Eurotiales, Aspergillaceae.